Scylla paramamosain (green mud crab) is the source of this 1629-nucleotide messenger RNA. Its product is annotated as circumsporozoite protein-like. The record is from RefSeq and is a predicted model, not a curated record. The transcript has 9 exons. Bases 99 to 902 code for a protein of 267 amino acids. NCBI's taxonomy places the organism in Eukaryota, Metazoa, Arthropoda, Malacostraca, Decapoda, Portunidae.
UAGUAAUAUACCGUAAAAUGAAUUGAAAUCCCGCAUGAUCCUCUAUUCAAAACUCGCGCCCUCCAGGCCAUCAAGCAAGAAGCGACAGUGUGACAGUGAUGAGUGGUGUAGUGUGGAUGUGUGCGUCCGUCAAUCUUUCGUACCUACGGCUUUCCGUGAGGCGGCUGGAGCAGGAAAUCGCCGAGCCGUGCUGCAGAGGAAAGGAUGGCAGGUGGUGCCGCGGUGAACACUGCCAACACGUGCAGGAGGAAAGGCACGGGCCACUAACAAAAACAAAAAGAAAAUGUGGACCCUUUCAAUUUUGUUUUAAUACAACUAAUCAACACUGCAGUUCGGUGGCCAGUGGCCACAGGCACGGUGGUCCACAGCACUUGACGACUCGUUUAGCCGCGUGGAAGCUGACAGAAAUGAACAGGAUGGCUCGUCACCUUGACGCGUAUAGUACAAGAAAGGAUGGCAGGUGGUGCCACGGUGAACACUCCCAACACAUGCAGGAGGAAAGAAAGGAUGGCAGGUGGUGCCGCGGUGAACACUGCCAACACGUGCAGGAGGAAAGAAAGGAUGGCAGGUGGUGCCGCGGUGAACACUCCCAACACAAGCAGGAGGAAAGAAAGGAUGGCAGGUGGUGCCGCGGUGAACACUGCCAACACGUGCAGGAGGAAAGAAAGGAUGGCAGGUGGUGCCGCGGUGAACACUGCCAACACGUGCAGGAGGAAAGAAAGGAUGGCAGGUGGUGCCGCGGUGAACACUGCCAACACGUGCAGGAGGAAAGUGAGUACCUGCUUCAUUACAUCAUGUGCACUCUGUUUUGGAACUCGAUGUUAAACUUUUUUUUUUUUCCAUGUCAACCGAAACCUGUCUGUUGCCAGCCUUUCUCCUGUCUGCUUCCCACGAAUCUAUGAAGGAAAGAAAGGAUGUGCUUCCAUGGUAUCGUGUCAGUUGUAUUAUCCAUUGAAGGAUUAGUUGAAACCUUUUUUCCAGAGCUUUGUUUUUGUCUCCCAUUUUUCUGCCUUCCCAGGGUAUAUAUAUAUGAAAGAAGAAUGUAAAUUUAGUCUAUUAUGUUCAUUGUAACAUGUAUUCCAGUCUUUGUGUGCUUAUUUUAGUGUAUGCAUAGAGAAAAGAAGGAUACGAAAUCAUAUAUUUUCUAUAAUGGUGUCAUCUUUAUGGUGCAAAUAUUUGCUUGGAGAUUCAGUUGAAACCUAAUAUUUAGGUUUCAAUACCAUUUUGGAGUUCAAUUUUUUUUUUUCGUAUUUAUCUUUUGUAUGUACGAAUAUACGAGUGAAAAAAUGGAAAGAUGCAAUUACAAAAAACUUUCCAGCAUAAGAGGAAUAUUCACCUGAGACUUUAUUAGGUAACAGAUAUCAGAUAUUCUAAUUUAUUCGUUUAUUUAUCGUUUACUGUGUUUUACCGUUAUGUAGAUUAAUAAUAUUUUGCAUGUUAUGAUAAAGUGUCCUUGGAAAAUAUUAAUGUAACACAUUUCAUUUAGUGUGGAUUUGAUUUCCACAUAAAAAAAAAGAUAAAUAAAUAAAUGAAUAAAAAUAAAAUGAAAUAAAAUAAUCUUUCAUUCUAUGGAGAAAACAUAUUUACGUUUUCUUUUUUCAAUUGGUAUUGAUAUUAUUUUUAACUCUG